AUAUUAUUGCUUUUAAUUCCUUGUUAUGCCCGAUCUUCACCAACGAGCCCACGAAACAUAAAUCCCCCGCAACGAACAAAAACAUAUAUAACUCCACCCCUCAACGACAACAAUCCCUUCUUCUUCCCUCAGAUCCACAACCCGCGUCCUCACCUAAGCCGCCGGCACCGGAAGAUGGAGGACGACGAGAAGACACCCUUGGUGGGAGAAAUCGAGGAGGUGGACGCGAGUCCCGUGGAGGAGGAGGGCACGAGCGAGCGGGAGAAGCGCGUGCGGACCAAGGUCCCGGAGGCAGAGAUCCACCUGUAUCGGCAGGGGAAGGGCCCCGUGGCGGUGUUCAAGUCGGCACUGGGCGGCUGGGAGCAGGAUCAGCUCGAGAUCAGGGAGGACAUCCUCGAGAAGUACGGCAUGAAAUCGGUCUUCGCGUUCAAUCCGACCGCCGGGGGGCGCGGCGUUCCUGUCCGGUUCAAUCCCAGAAAUGGGAGGUCGAUUUUGACGUACAGGGAUGGGGCUGUUGUUUACCUUGAUGGAGAACCUAAGGAUUCACUUGUUAAACCAGUGACGAGGAUCUUGGUUGGGGUUGCUUUAAUAACCUUUAUGAUAACACUAGUUUCAAGGGAUACUCCGAACUGGUUGAAGAAAUUAAAUUUCUCUGGUGUGAACUUCCCUCCAUGGAUCUUGGCUUGUGUAGUUAUUGUCUUCACCCGCAUGAGGAAGAGAACUAGAGAUUUUCUGAAGAAGCGGGGUUGGUGAAUGAACUUGUGUGUGAUGCCUCUGUGGUAGGGUUUUAUGCAUUUCUCUAUACACUUUCAAGAUUUGUUUAAACUGACAUAAUUUUGUUGAUUACUUAUAUCAUCACAAAUGUUAUAGGUUAAUAAUAAGGGAUGCCACAUUUGAUGAUACAUAUAGAUGUUUUUGUUCAGCGAGUAUAGGCUAUCUAUCUACAUAGAUGAUAGAUCUUUUUCCUUUUAUUGUUGCUCAAAUAUGUGAUCAUUGAUUGGAGUGGAAAGAAAUAGUUUCAUAUCAUGCA
Molecule: messenger RNA, 1030 nt
Organism: Glycine soja
Lineage: Eukaryota; Viridiplantae; Streptophyta; Magnoliopsida; Fabales; Fabaceae
Exons: 2
Coding region: 175-753 (192 amino acids)
Source: RefSeq, a predicted model, not a curated record